AGCAGCAAGAGGAGGAGGAGCAGCAGCAGCUCCGGCUCCUGCACGGCUGUGCCGCCGGUGAAGCUCCCAGACGCGGAGGCUGGGCUGCGGCGGCGGGGAUGAGGCGGUGGUAGGCCCGAGGGGAGCGGGCGCCAUGUCGGGCCGGGCGAGUGGUGCUGCGGCGGUGGCGGCCCCGGUGCUGCCCGCCGCCGCUUCGCCGGUGGUGGUGGCGGCGGCCAAGGAGAAGCGCUCCUUCAGCAAGCGGCUGCUCUUCCGGGGCCGGGUGGGCGGCGGCGGCGGGUCCAGCACUGGGGGCUCGGGCUCCUCCUCCUCGAGGUCGCUGGGCGGAUUCAUGAGCCGCGUGCUGAAGACGCUCUCGACGCUCUCCCACCUGGGCACCGAGCACGGGCCUGCCGCCACCUCCGCCCGCCACGGACACCCCCCUGGCAGCAGCAGCCUGGGCCGCUGCUUCCAGCCCAGCCCGGAGCCCGAGCCGCCGCCUCCCCCGUCGCCGCCGCCUCCUCCGCAGCCGCCCGCGACCCAGGAGCUGAUCUCGCCACCACCGCCGCCACCACCGCCGCCGCCGGGCUCCUCGGCG
Lacerta agilis (Sand lizard) is the source of this 577-nucleotide messenger RNA. RefSeq names its product ubiquitin carboxyl-terminal hydrolase 31-like. The transcript has a single exon. Lineage: Eukaryota; Metazoa; Chordata; Lepidosauria; Squamata; Lacertidae. The record is from RefSeq and is a predicted model, not a curated record. The annotation marks the transcript as partial.